Messenger RNA from Carassius gibelio (silver crucian carp), 7124 nucleotides. RefSeq lists its product as uncharacterized. NCBI's taxonomy places the organism in Eukaryota, Metazoa, Chordata, Actinopteri, Cypriniformes, Cyprinidae. Gene Ontology annotation, molecular function: DNA binding. The record is from RefSeq and is a predicted model, not a curated record. Gene Ontology annotation, biological process: DNA recombination; DNA integration. The coding region runs from base 1 to 4836 and encodes 1611 amino acids. The transcript has 2 exons.
AUGUCGACAGUCAUUACCCCCGCCAAAGGGAAUGAGUCGAAGAAGGAACCCGCACCCCGCCCGUGUCCAUCAUCAUGUGGAGCAACCGUCUCGGGCAGGGAUCCCCAUCCCAUGUGCAUUGUGUGCAUGGGCGCCAAGCACGCUCAAACGUCGCUUGCGGACCCACAAACGUGCGUUCACUGUGCGUCAUUGCCGGUUAAAAUUUUGGAGAGAAGGCUGAGAGUGGCGGUGGCUAGUCAGCAGGACCCAUGUCUGGCUGGAGCCAUCGCGAAAACUAAGGCUAACGAUCAUCAGAGAGCUACUACGACGAGCUGGGCUGAGAUGAUGGAAGCCGAAUCCCCGGAUAUGCCUCCUCUGUUCGAUGGCCUUCUCGCACACGAGGAUGAGGAGCCGGGAGACGAGGACGCAGAGGGCGAUGCUAACUCUGACCUCCUCGACUUGGACAUGGACGAAGAGGAGGAGGAAGACAACUCUCUCUUCCCUGUCCAGCAGUCUAGACCUCCUAGCGCGACUGACACUGGCUCGCAGGCAGACAGUAACCUGCACGAGGUAUGCAAGCGAGCCGCGGCAAAACUGGGCUUAGCGUGGCCCGCGGCCCAGGAUUCAGAGGGAGCAGAGAGGGACCUUUAUGACGGGAAAAGGCUACCGCCUGCUCAAACCACAACGAGACAACUCCUACCCGCCGUACCGGCGUGCAUGAAGGAGAUGUCCCGCCAUUGGGGUAGCCCCUUUAAGAGCAAGCUCCCGACCAAGGGAUGCUCUAAACUUGAAAUCCAAGGAAUGGGAGAGCUGGGGCUGGCCGGACCCCCAGCGAUAGAGUCUUCAGUGGCCUAUCACCUCCAUCCAUAUCGUCGAUCUAUUUCUGCCUCUUCCCAAAUUUCGCUGCCGAACAAGAUGGAGCGCCUGACCGCGUCCAUCUAUCAGAGGAUGUACAAGUAUGCGGCGCAGUCAGUGUGCUCGCUGAACGCGGUGACUUUACUGUCAGCGUACCAGGCGGAGAUUUUGGAGGAGAUGGGGCGACAACUAGAUACAGGAGUGCCGAACCCAGCUCUCUGGGACGAGAUAUGUGUGGUAAACGACCUAAUUCUCCGCUCUUCUCGUGGCGCGGUUCAGGGCUGUGGCCGUGUUAUGGGCUUGGCCGUUUCAGGUGAGAGAGCGUUAUGGCUGAACCUGUCUGGUUUAGGCGACGCUCAAAAAGCUGAGGUGAUGGACGCUGCGUUCGACCCAACUAAGGGCCUUUUCGGACCAGCUCUCGAGAAAAUGAGAGAAACCAGCACCCUCAGGAAACAGGAGGACGAGGCUUUUAACCUCUGUUUACCGCGCAAGCAAACACCGCGACCACCCUCUCAGCCAGCACGGCAAGCGGACAGCAAGUGGGCUAUCGUCCGAGAUCUGAUGGCUCCGGACCCGGGGGGAAACAUUCAUUUGCGGCCGCGGCAGCGAGAAACCGCCCACCCCACCCCGAGGAUCGGAAGAAGAAGCGUGCGACCUGACACGCGAAUGUUCCCCGUCACUUCUCUCUCCGCCCGCAAAGAGAAAGAGGGGGUCCAGCCCUGUUGUUCUCAGUUCAGUAAGGGCUCCAGCUAUAAGCAAUCAAGUUCAAAACGUUCUCAAGUGUCACCAAGCACUUACACUGGGUUUUCAAACGCCCAUCAGUUCAGGGGAAUGUUUAAUAAAAAAUGCAUUAUCGCAUCCAGGCCACAGGCUGAGGGCAACGUGCUCCCCCAACUCAUUAAACACAAUAAAUGUUUCACUAUCGCAGCCAAGCAGACAGCCGAGGGCGAUAGAUUGCAAAAAGAUCCAAACAUUGAGAUGUGUAUCCCUAGCCUCUCCGCUGGAGGGAGCGCGCGCACCUCCAGAAGGGGUCAGCGCGGAGACGGUAAUGACGUCAUCAAAACGCGCCGGCGUUGGGGAAGUAUACAGGGGACCUCUCUCGGCUCGCAUACUCAGUUGGCGCGCAUGCGCAGCUCAUCCGUGGGUUGUAAACACAAUUUCACGGGGAUACAGGCUUCAAUUUGCCAUGAAACCACCCAGAUUCAAUGGUAUAAUAGCCUCAGCGGCCGAGGGAGAGUCAGCUCGCGUCCUGACGGCCGAGAUAGACUGUCUUUUAGAAAAACGAGCCAUCAGAGUAGUGCCAAAGGAAGUGAGCUGUCAGGGCUUUUAUUCCCAUUACUUUGUGAUCCCAAAGAAGGGGAGCAUAUCGCUGCGUCCAAUUCUAGAUCUCCGUGUGUUAAACAAGCACCUACGGAAAUAUUCAUUCAAAAUGUUGACACACAAGACACUUUGUCGAUCCAUCCGCCAGAACGACUGGUUUGUGACGAUCGAUCUGUCAGACGCGUAUUUUCACAUAGAUAUUUACCCGUCUCACAGGAAGUAUCUCAGGUUUGCUUUUCGAGGCACUGCCUACGAAUUUCAGACAAUGUCCUUUGGUCUGUGUCUAGCACCAAGAGUAUUCAGCAAAUGUGUGGAAGCAGCACUUUUCCCAUUGAGAAACAGGGGGAUAAGAAUACUGUCGUACAUAGACGAUUAUCUGAUUUGCGCCUCGUCGAAAGAGCAAGCAAUCAAAGACGCAGAUAUGGUGUUAUUGCAUCUCGACAGCUUGGGAUUCAGAAUAAACAUGGAAAAGAGCCGCUUAGAGCCAGCUCAGCACGCACAAUAUCUGGGGCUCAGUAUAAACUCCCUCUCUUAUCGAGUCACUCUGACAGAGAGGAGGAUCGCGUCAUUCACUCAGUGUCUCUCCCGUUUUCAGACGGGGAAAGUUGUCCCGUUCAGACUGUGCCUGCGAAUGCUGGGCUUAAUGGCUUCAGUGAUAUCUGUAGUACGACUGGGACUACUAAUAAUGAGAGACUUUCAGCGCUGGGUCGCGCAUCUGCGUCUGUGUUCUCGGCGUCAUCUCAACCGACAGGUGAGAGUGACGUAUGCGUGCGUCAGAGCGCUCAGACAUUGGAAAAGCCCCGCGAUCCUCAGAUCGGGGAUUCCCCUGGGGGCAGUGUCGUCGAGAGUCACUAUGACGACGGACGCAUCAUUAAAGGGCUGGGGAGCGACUUUAAUGGGCAGAACUGUGAACGGCGUUUGGCCCCCUCAGCUAAUUCACAAACACAUAAAUUACUUGGAAUUGUUGGCAGUGUUUCUAGCGCUGAAACAUUUUCUGAGCUUCAUCAGGGGUCAGCAUGUUUUAGUGAAAACAGACAAUUCCACAGUGGUUGCUUAUAUCAACCGACAGGGAGGCACACGCUCUCUUCAGCUGCACAAGCUGGCAAAAGAGCUGAUUGUGUGGUGCGACAUAAGUCUUUUAUCCAUCAGGGCAACCCAUGUUCCAGGGAUAUUGAACAGGGGGGCAGACUUGUUGUCCAGAGGAAAUCCCCGGUACAGAGAGUGGAAGCUUCAUCCCCAGGUGGUGAAGCAGAUAUGGCAGAGAUACGGCCAGGCGGUCGUAGAUCUCUUCGCCUCGCAGGAAAACGCCCAAUGUCCUCUGUACUUCUCUCUGGCAGACGGAAAUGCACCAUUGGGUGUGGAUGCUUUAGCCCACCAAUGGCCAAAUGUCCUGCUGUAUGCAUUUCCCCCUCUGAGCCUGAUUUCACCCACUCUAGCCAGGGUGAGGGAAAUGGGAUUGUCGCUGAUACUGAUAGCCCCAUGUUGGCCUUCCAGACCUUGGGUGGCCGAGAUUGUUCAACUACUGUCGGGUCAGCCGUGGCCCCUCCCUCCCCGGAGGGACCUCCUGUCACAAGCGGGGGGGGAAAUCUACCAUCCUCACCCAGACAGGAUAGCUCUCUGGGCCUGGCCCGUGAAAGGUGGAAUUUAAGUGCAGCAGGUCUGCCCCCAUCGGUCAUACACACUAUACAGAGUGCAAGAGCCUCUUCCACUCGUUCACUGUAUAGUAAUAAAUGGCGAGUCUUUGAUGAAUGGUGUGGACGGAUUCAUAUUGUCCCUUUUCAAUGUUCAGUGAGGGACAUUUUAUGUUUCCUGCAGGAUCUGCUAGAUAAAGGGAAAGCUUUUUCUACGAUAAAGGUAUACUUAGCGGCUAUAUCUGCUUGUCAUGUGGGUUUUGGUGACAAGACAGCAGGUCAGCACCCUUUAAUAAGUCGAUUUAUGAAGGGGGCACGACGUAAGAGGCCAGGGGCCAGGCGAAUGGUCCCAUUGUGGGAUUUGUCUACAGUCUUAGAGGCCCUUUCUCAACACCCUUUUGAGCCAUUGGAAGCUAUAGGGUUAAAGUUUCUCUCGCUCAAGACAGCACUACUGUUAGCGCUGGUGUCAGCUAAGAGGGUGAGUGACUUACAGGCACUGUCGGUUAGCCCAUCUUGUCUGCAGUUUUCUGCAGGGUUUACAAGGGUUUCCUUUCGCCCUAACCCGGCUUUCAUACCUAAAGUGGUGGAUUCGUCAUAUAGAUGUCAAACUACAGAUCUUGCAGCUUUUCACCCUCCUCCGUUCUCUUCUCCAGAGGAGAGGAGGUUGAAUGCCUUGUGUCCUGUACGAGCACUUCGUGUGUACGUAGAAAGGACAGCAGGUUUCAGGAAAAAUGACCAACUGUUCGUGUCAUGGGCUACUCCUCACAAGGGGAAGCCAUUGUCACGUCAGCGACUGUCCCACUGGAUUGUAGAAGCUAUUUCCUUAGCAUAUGCAUGCAGAGGUUCCCAACCUCCCGAGGGCUUAAGGGCCCACUCAACUAGGGGCAUGGCGACAUCAUGGGCCUUACUCAGAGGUGUUUCGGUCCAGGAGAUCUGUGCUGCAGCAAGCUGGGCCACACCGCACACUUUUGUGCGAUUUUAUAGACUGAACGUGUCUGAGCCAUCCUUAGCUCAUGCAGUGUUAGGAGUCAGCACGUCAAGUCCCAUAUGAUUGGUAUAGCGUAUGUUGCAAUCCGGGAGUGGUCUAUAUCUCCCAUAGUGAAACACCGAGCGAAGUUAGAAAAAGAACGAUGGGUUACUUAACGUAAUCCCAGGUUCUUUGAUAACAGAGUGAGGUGUUUCACCAACACUUCCCUCCUUGCAUAGGAACGGGAAGAAAUCUCUCUUAAUGACUUCGUAGGGGUCGACCUGAGUAAUAUAGGUGGGGGCGGAGCCUGAUCUCAGGUCGACCUGUCUGUCAAAGACAGACGUGGUGGCAUAGGAGCUUCCGUAGUUGGUCACGCCCAAAGCGAUUCCCAUAGUGAAACACCUCACUCUGUUAUCAAAGAACCUGGGAUUACGUUAAGUAACCCAUCGUUAUUCCACAUGUACAGUGCAUACAGAGAAUUUAAUUGCAUUACUCUCAGAUCCUUGGUGCAUACAGAUAACACUACAGUAGAACAUUAAAUACAGAUACAAUAUAAAGUACAUCUAUACAAAUAGGUCAUAUAAAAAGAAAGAAGUAAAGCAGCACAAGGCACAAGGCAGAUAGAGUGCAAACCAGUGAAGUAAACAGUAUAGAUAUAAUAAUAUAAUCUGACAGUGAAGUAACUUUGAAUACAGAAAGUUACACCACAUGAGAGCUCUGAUUCACCUCAUAUUAGCUAAAUCAAGAAGUGAUGGUCACAGGUCAUGAGUCCACUCAAACAAUCAGAACAGCAUGGAAAGACAAGGAAAAUCUCACCUGCUGCGCUUUGGCUGCCAUUUCACCAUACAUAACGACUGUGUCUGAAUUUGUGAUAUUUAUCAUUAUAUUGACAAUGACCUCUGACUCUGUCAUGAAUUGUGAAAGGACACAGAACGUUUGAUAAAUCAUUGAACUGGAAUUAGCCCGAACAUUUUAGAAACAGACAAGAAAUUUUACCUCUUUCUUCAGGCAGAUGAACCAUUGCAUGAGUGUCAAAUAAUAACUUCCUAUUGCCAGACUUAGCGAUGUAAGAUUUUUUCUCGGGUUUUACUGAAGAGUUUUAACUAAUGUGGUCAACUCUGAAAUAAAGGGAACAAGUAGUGAGUAGAAUACGCAAAUCAUAGAGAACUGGUCAUAAGUAAACAAACGUGUGUAUCACUUCUAAUAGCAAAAACAUACUGUAAAUGCAUACCUCUGGCCAAAAUGCGUGAACCUCUCAACAGCCGAACAGACUCCGUGUCAGACCUUAAAUAAUGAUUAGUCCUUAUUCCGCUAAAUCCAUUUCUAAUCGCAGAGAUUAUAUGUAGGGUGGAUCAGGGUAAUGUGGGACACUUUUAGCCAUUUUGACUUGUGCAUCAUUCCAUAUGAAGCCAAAAUGAUACAUCAAAAUUAUAUCAUUAUGAAAUCCCCAAGAUGUUCCCUAUCUAAAUCAGAAUAUUUUUUUUCAGAAAUUGAAAUUAAAGGGGAAAUGGCACAUAUAUUAGUGGACAUUCAACUGAAACUGUCUUGCUCUCAGUUGUUGAAGCUCUAACACUGGCAAGAGCAGAAUCCAAAUCUUCAGUACUUAUCCUGCUUGAUCUGUCUGCUGCUUUUGACACGGUUAACCACCGGAUCCUCCUAUCAACCCUACUGCAAAGGGCAUCUCAGGAACCACACUUCAAUGGUUAGGGUCUAACCUAUCAGAUAGGUCCUUCAAAGUAUCUUGGAGAGGUGAGGUGUCCAAGUCUCAACAUCUAACUACUGGGGUGCCUCAGGGCUCAGUUCUUGGACCACUUCUCUUCUCUGUCUACAUGGCAUCGUUAGGUUCUGUCAUUCAGAAGCAUGGCUUUUCAUACCACUGCUAUGCUGAUGACACUCAACUCUACCUCUCAUUCCAUCCUGAUGAUCAGUCGGUAGCUAUUCGUAUCUCGUGACCUGGGCAAUCAGCGCUGAUACAUCGGCGCUGGUGUGUGCAAAUCACAAGAUGAUUGCCCUCACAUGUCGCUUGUUCCCAUUUUCCCUUAUAUUCCCUGCUGUGUCUGUCCCUUGUUGUCAGUAGAUUUCGUGUUGACUUUGUGACAGUACUGUGUGUCUGUUUUCUUACCUGUUUUCCACGGUGUUGCUCAGGACGUCUAGACGAGGAGUCUUACGUUGGCCGCGUGCCCGAGAUCCUCUGUCUCAUUUAUCCAUAUCCCGCUGGGCAUUGCACCAGUGGUGGUCUCCACAGCCUGUGUCCACAGGUGAGUGUACGGACGGCUCUGGAGUUGUAACACUUGGGUUUUUGUUCGUGUGUGUGUCUUCACACAUUGGAUUAUUUUUGGAUUCACGGUUGUACAAAUAAACUGUUUCACUUA